This is a messenger RNA of Lathyrus sativus (Indian pea), 1926 nucleotides long. The record is from the annotation of a GenBank genome assembly. NCBI's taxonomy places the organism in Eukaryota, Viridiplantae, Streptophyta, Magnoliopsida, Fabales, Fabaceae.
AUGGCUUCGGGGCCUAUAGUUAGAGAUGAGGGGGUUAGAGAGAUACAGAGAUACUCGGAGAAUAACGUGUACAGGAGAAAAGCCUUCAAAGGUUCAAAGAAGAAAGUUAACGAUACCUUGAGCGAUGUUCCUCGUGCUAGUUCUUCAUCUGCUGCUACCACCACAGUCACUGCUGAUGGAACGAAGGAUAACGGCAACAAUAACAAUGUUUCCGUUCAGCAGCCGGAUCGGGUUAUGGUUCCGGAGGAUGGGAAUUCGCUUCGCCCUGUAGUGAAUUCUGGGAUGGAUGUGGUUUCAGAAGACUCAUCCAGCCUGAAUCGUAGGCAGGAUGAACAUUUCACUCUUGAUAUUCAGCUGGAAGAUGCUUCUGGCUCGCGAGAACCAUCUUUGAGGAACUGUGUUAGUAAGCAGGGGGUGGAGAAUGGUGUUAACAAUGGCCUGACUUCACGGUCAAAGCAGGAGACACGGGAGCUUAGGAGGAAGCUUGAGAGCGAGCUUGAAACUGUGAGAUCUUUGGUGAAUAGGAUUGAAGAGAAGCAAGGGACGGUUGGGAUGUAUGGUGGUAAUUUGAACAUGUCGGUGGAUCAUCAUAUGGUUAAUAAUGGUGGGGGAGCUAAGCGCACUCACUCUGAGGUAGUAUCUGCAGGCGUUCCAAGAGAGCCUACUAGGCCUUUACGCCCAUUAAGUGUAAUGGUGUUAGAGAAUAGUCAAGGGGUUAGUGAAAUUAUUGAAAGGGAGAAGAGAACACCCAAGGCAAACCAGUUCUAUUGCAAUUCAGAAUUCUUACUUGCAAAAGAUAAGUUUCCGCCUGCAGAGAGUAACAAGAAGUCAAGAUUGAAUGGAAAGAAGCAUGGCAGGGGAGAAAUGGGACAUGGGCUUGGGAUAGUAUCAAAAUAUUUGAAGAGCUGUAGCUCAUUGCUUGAAAAGUUGAUGAAACACAAGCAUGGUUGGGUGUUUAAUGCUCCAGUUAAUGUUGAAGGUCUUGGUUUGCAUGAUUAUUUCAUCAUCAUCUCACAUCCAAUGGACUUGGGUACUGUGAAGUCGAGGCUGAACAAGAAUUGGUACAAAUCACCCAAGGAAUUUGCGGAGGAUGUGAGACUUACUUUUCGUAAUGCCAUGACAUAUAAUCCUAAAGGGCAAGACGUUCAUAUAAUGGCGGAGGAGCUAUUAACAUUGUUUGAUGAAAGGUGGGCUAUUAUAGAGGCAAAUUACAAUAAUGAAAUGAGGUAUGUCAUGGAUUAUGGCCAAGCUGUUUCCGCACCUUCACCCCUGUCUAGAAAGACUCCUGCUUUCCGGCCACCACCUCUAGACAUGAGAAGGAUUCUGGAUAGGUCAGAAUCAAUGACAAAACCUCCAAAACCCAUGAACUUUACUCGUUUAGCUCGAACUCCUGCUCCCAAAAAGCCUAAAGCUAAUGAUCUUCAUAAAAGAGAUAUGACAUAUGAAGAGAAGCAAAAACUUAGCACACAUCUUCAGAAUCUACCUUCUGAUAAACUAGAUGCUAUUGUACAGAUCAUGAAGAAACAGAAUUCAGCACUUUCCCAACAUGAUGAUGAAAUUGAAGUGGACAUUGAUAGUGUGGAUGCAGAGACUCUUUGGGAGCUUGAUAGAUUUGUUACCAACUAUAAGAAAAGUUUGAGCAAAUACAAGAGGAAGGCUGAACUUGCUAUUCAAGCUAGAGCAGAGGCUGAGCAAAUGGCCCAGCAGAGGACCCAAGCACAACACGAUGUUGUUGAGGUCCCGAGAGAAAGACAAGCAGAGGAAAGAAAUGCUCCCCCAUCCUUGCCCGAGCAAGGGGAAAUUCAAGAGGAUAACGGGAGUAAGACAAGUAGCUCAAGCAGCUCAAGCAGUGAUUCUGGCUCUUCAUCAAGUGAUUCUGAUAGUGACAGCUCCUCAGCGUCUGGGUCUGAUGCAAGGUCACCGUGA